CAACCAAUAGGAAGAUUCUGUCGUAAAUCUUAUAUAUCUUAGUUACCUUAUAAAACCUUUUCAAGCAAUAGACAUAUCGUACAGAACUGGCGAACGAGAAAUACUAUUCUCACACUUCGUAUCGUCGUAAACAAGAACACUGAAAGUACAGUCAGCAUACAAUGAACAACGUACAGGACAAGACAGCUUUAAUCACCGGUGGAGGCAGUGGACUCGGUUUAGUUUAUGCUGAGAGAUUACUGCAAGAUGGAGCGAAGGUAGUUGCUAUCAUUGACCUAGAAAUCUCGUCCGCAGAAAUUGCAGUGUCCCAAUUGGAAAUAGAAUUCGGCAAAGGAACCGCCAAAUAUUUUCCAUGUGAUGUAAGCAAUGCUGAACAAUUCGAAGCAACCUUCAAAAAAGUUUGGGACACUCUGGGUGGCCUGGACAUUCUUAUUAACAAUGCUGGUUUAUUUAAUGACUUAAAAUGGCAGCAAACUAUUGGCGUGAAUAUUAACGGCGUAAUCCAAGGAUCUUUGCUCGCUUUGGAUUAUAUGGGCAAACACAAAGGUGGCAAAGGGGGCACCAUAGUAAACAUCGCAUCGGUCAUGGCUCUGAAAAUCUUCUCUGAAUUACCUAUUUAUUGCACCACUAAACACACUGUCUUGGCGUUCAGCCGUUGCAUACAGGAACACUUUGACAAAACUGGCGUUCGUGUUCUUGUGCUUUGCCCUGGUGCCACAGCAACGUCGAUUUUAGAUGAAAUAACAGAGAAAUCUUUAGACUUUGUUGAAAAGAAUGCUGUUAAAACAAUGCAAGAAUCACUGCUGGUACAACCAACGCAACACGUAGGAAGAGGCAUGGUACAGUUUCUCCUGAAAGGUGAAAAUGGAGCUGUCUGGGUUAUUGAAAACAAAAAACCACCAUACGCUGUUGAGUUUCCACCUUUCAAAAAAGUGGAGGUGAAGCUCAAUAUGCAAAUCAAGGAUAAAAGAGUCAUUGUAACGGGAGCUGCUGGUGGCUUGGGUAUGACUAUUAGCAGAGAACUGCUGCGAAAUGGUGCAUCCGUAAUAGCAAUGAUAGAUAUCGAGGAGGUAGCUGGCAAGGAAGCGAUGAACGUACUGAACGCAGAAUUCGGCCGCAAUCGUGCUAUAUUCUUCCAGUGCGAUGUCGCGAACAAUUCCGAAUUCGAUGAUACUUUCAAGAGAGCUGUGAAGACACUCGGCGGUCUGGAGAUUCUAGUGAACAAUGCUGGUAUCAUUAACGAGAGCGAUUUCACUAAAACCAUCGAUGUAAACGUGACAGCGGUGAUACGAGCGACGCUUCUAGGAAUCCAACAAAUGCAAAAGGACUCCGGUGGCAAAGGCGGUGUUAUCGUCAAUAUAUCGUCUGUGGCUGGUCUGUAUUCUUUAUCUCAGCUUCCAGUAUAUUCCGCUACGAAACAUGCAGUGGUUAGCUUCAGCCGUUCGUUCGCGCAACCUUAUCAUUACGAAAGGACUGGAGUAAGGAUAAUAGUGCUGUGUCCCGAGCUUUCUCAAAUGUCCAAUGUAAAAAAUUCAGAAGUAAAUCCGUCGCAAGAUCAACUGAUACAGAAAUAUUUCCGAAGAGUGGACAGCGUGGCGCACGGACUGGUUUACGUGGUGAGAUGCGCUCAGAACGGAAGUAUAUGGAUCAGCGAGGAUGGAAAACCUGUCUACGAGAUACAAUUGUUCGACAGCCUACCGCAAAAGCAUAAUGAUUCCAUAUUGGAAGAAAACGAGCGUAAAAUGCAAAUAGAUUAAAUCACUGAAUUCUGUAAAUAGACAAUAUUAAUAUGUUAUGUGCGUGAUGUAUAUAUUACUUUGUAUGUAUUACUCUUACCCAUGAUGUUUUUUAUGUUUGCAUAAUUUACGAUAAAAGUAUCUGAAUGUAAUAAAUAAAUGGCGAUAA
Molecule: messenger RNA, 1905 nt
Organism: Bombus impatiens (common eastern bumble bee)
Lineage: Eukaryota; Metazoa; Arthropoda; Insecta; Hymenoptera; Apidae
Exons: 13
Coding region: 162-1757 (531 amino acids)
Cellular component (GO): cytoplasm
Molecular function (GO): oxidoreductase activity, acting on the CH-OH group of donors, NAD or NADP as acceptor
Source: RefSeq, a predicted model, not a curated record